Ixodes scapularis (black-legged tick) is the source of this 3924-nucleotide messenger RNA. RefSeq lists its product as uncharacterized. Lineage: Eukaryota; Metazoa; Arthropoda; Arachnida; Ixodida; Ixodidae. Gene Ontology annotation, biological process: DNA integration; proteolysis. Gene Ontology annotation, molecular function: aspartic-type endopeptidase activity; nucleic acid binding; zinc ion binding. The transcript has 2 exons. The record is from RefSeq and is a predicted model, not a curated record. Bases 1 to 3924 code for a protein of 1307 amino acids.
AUGACGAAGCCAGGAUUGCGGAGCGGGGGAGGGCAAGGGGUUGAGGAUGGCGACGCGUCAGAUGGGGAAGCGGACCGGGUAGACGCCCAGAUAAUCCUUGUGAGGGAGAAAACUAAAAUGUUGGAACGAGAGAUCCGACUCGCGGAGCUUCGCGCUGACGAGCGGAGAAGUAGAGAACAGGCUGGUGGGCGCGAUCAGGAGGGCAAAAAUGGGGACGCACUCAAGCACUAUUCUAGAAUGCUACAGGGAGCCAUCCCAAAAUUCCCGACUGACGCAGAGGUCCCGGUAUGGUUCGACACGGUGGAGUGUUUGUUCGCGCGAUUCGAGGUGCCGGCCGCGGUUCAGGCGCACUUGGUGUACCCGCUCGUGGCGGCUCGGCACGGUUACCUUUGUUCGCGGAUAGAGGGGGACCAGUUCUCGUUCGAACAAAUCAGGCAGACAGUGUUGAAGGAGCUGCGGCUCUCACCCGACGAAUAUCGGAAGAAAUUCGUCUCAACAUCGAGGAGGAAGGACGAGAGCUGGCAGCAGUUCGGCACGCGUUUGUCAAGCUACCUAACAUACUACGUGGAAGCACGAGGCGUGGAGUCCUUCGAGAGAUUGAAGGCGCUGCUGGUCGCGGACCAGCUGAAAGCAUCGGUUGGCGCAGACGCCCUUAAGUACGUAACCCUUAAGGAAGGGAAGGAGUGGUUCGAUCGAUCGCAAAUCGCAGACCUCCUGGCCCUGUAUGAUCAAGCCGAGUGUCGCAGCGCCACGCCCGUUCGUCCUGUAGCGGGAGGGGCAGAAAAGGGGGACAAGGCGCGGAAACCGGAAGGUAAAAAGAAUCCCGGGGGCUUUAAACCUUCAGGGGGCAGGUUUGGUAGCAAGACAUGUUACAGGUGUGGCAGUCCGUCACACCUGGCAGCCGCAUGCCCACAGUCGAGGGAGGAGAGGGCAACUGCGACUGCCGAUAGCUCCAAGGUGCAAUGCGUUGCACUCAACCCAGAAAACCGAGAGACGCUGGCGGCAAAGAUCGAAAGAUCAGGAGAGAGGCAAGGCGUAAAGUCGCCGUUACUGCACACACAUGUGAUCUGCGGCGGGCAACCCAUAAACGCUAUCGUGGACACGGGCAGCGAAAUCACCGUCAUACGUGAGAGCCUGUUGCUUCCGAGAGACCUCGAACCGAGCGGUUCGAUAACACUCGUGGCCGCGUUUGGAUCCAAAAUCCAGGCCAAGCUGGUGACUAUUCCUAUGAAGCUCGCGUCGAGCGGGGCUGAUGCCGUCCCUCCCACGGUGGUUGAAAGGGUUCCGAUUUUGUGUGCGGUGACCGACGAACUCGCGCCCCAUACCGAUUGCUUGCUAUCAGCAGAGGCAUGGGAAGCCUUAAAUUGCGCUGAAGCUGAGCGGGAGCCGAUCCCGGCAGUGACCGAACCCGGCGAAGAGUCACACAUGCACGCGGUAACCCGGGCGGGGGAGGGUGCGGCGCUCAGAGAACCGGCGGCGCGACGCGAUCGGGAAACAGCGGCGAGGAGCGAGACCGAUCGCCCCGCGUUCGAGCGGGAGGCCCCUUGCUCUAAGUCUAAGGGAACUAGGAAGGAGCAGCUGUCAGACGAACAACGGGGCGACCCGACGCUAAGAAAACCGUUCACUGACGCCAAAGUCGGGAAGGGGGGGAUGUUCGUACAGGACGGACUUCUGUGGCACCACGACAAACUUUCGGGGGAAAGUGUAACACAGUUGGUACUUCCGAGUGGGCGACGCAAAGAGGUGUUGCUGUUGGCCCACGAAUCGCCAUGGGGCGGUCACCUCGGAGCUAGGAAGACAGUGGCGCGCAUUAAACACACUUUCUACUGGCCAGCCAUAGAGGCUGAGGUAAAGGAACACUGCAACUCCUGCCACGCCUGCCAGUUGAGAAAGGACAGGCGCACAGACGAUCGUAUUCCGAUCACACCGCUCACGCGCCCCGACUUUCCGUUUCAGUGUGUAAACAUGGACGUAAUCGGCCCCCUGGACCCACCAUCCGCUAGAGGUCAUAGGUACGCUCUUUGCGUGGUAGACCUGCACACGAGGUGGCCGGAGGUAGUCUGUCUUAGGUCCUUGACUGCUAGGGCAACCUGCGAGGCACUGCUUAGCAUAUUCAGCCGUACCGGAGUGCCGGAGAAAAUAGCGUGCGACCAGGGAACGAAUUUUACCGCUGGCCUGACGCAGGAGUUUUUGGCGCGGUUGGGGUGCGCGCCCAGGUUUUCGACACCCGAGCACCCCGAGAGCAAUGGAAGCGUCGAGAGGUGGAACAGAGUUUUCAAGAAUAUGCUCCAUCAUGUGAUCAAGGACGAGGGUAAGCAGUGGGACAGGUUCGUCCCGUAUUUGCUUUGGGCCUAUCGAGAGGUUCCCCAUGAGACUACGGGAGCGUCACCAUUCCAGUUGUUGUAUGGCCGCACUCCGAACGGCCCGCUGGCCAUACUCAAGGACGCUUGGACGGGCCAGGUCGAGAUGCCACCGACCCUGCGAGAACAGCCGGCGGCGUACCUUCAUGAGCUGAGGAAUAAGUUGGAGAGGGCGGCAAGCGCUGCGCAGCUUACGUCCAUCCAGCGACAGAGAGACUACGCCUCUUACUAUAACCGAAAGGCCAAGGCAAAGAGCUUUGAGGUAGGGGACGACGUUCUCGUGUUUGAUACCAAUACGCAAGGUAAAAUGCUUUCCAAGUGGAGUGGGCCGCACACUGUCGUUGCAAAAUAUCACGAUCACUCCUACGUGUUAGAGACCGAACAGGGCAGGAGACGCACAGUGCACGCCAAUAUGCUUAGACGGUACCACGCGAGGGUAGGGCAGGUGGGGGUGAUCUUUCACGAAGAUGAUGAUUUCGGGGAGGUCGGCUAUACGCCGCGAAGUCCGUCUCUGGGUUCUCCCAAUACCGCGGUAUUCCCUGAGGAGGCCUUGACCCACCUGAACGAACCCAAGAAGGCUCAGAUGCGGGAGCUGUUGUCCGAGUUCGAUCAACUGUUCGUCGAGCAGCCCCGAGUGGCGGAUGUGGGCGAACACCGCAUCACUUUGAGGGAGAAUUGUCUACUGAAGAGUCCGCACCGUUAUCGAAUUCCCGACGUGUUGAAAGGGGAGGUAACCAGGCAGGUGGGCGAGCUUCUCGAGCUGGGAUUGGUAUAUCCCACCGAGAGUGAGUUCGCGCACCCAGUUGUCUGCGUGGCCAAGAAAGACGGCGGCAUGCGGAUGUGCAUCGACUACCGAAGCCUCAAUGAGGUCACCCGUGACGAUGCCUUCCCGAUGUCGCUGCCGCAAGAGUUAAUCCUGAGGGUCGGUCGAGCCGCAUACAUUUCACUCGUCGAUCUCCGGCGCGGGUAUUGGCAGGUGCCCCUGGCUCUCGAGAGUCAGAGUCACACGGCCUUCGUCACGCACGACGAGCUGGCCCUCCCUCUCACCGAGUUGACCGCCAAGCGCGUGCCGAACACAGUUCCGUGGGGAGAUCGGGCCGAGCGCGCCUUCGAGGGACUGAAAGCAGCUCUCAUGAACGCCACGGCUCUCGCGACGCCGGACCCCGGUCGGCCGUACUGGUUGUUUACUGAUGCGUCAGAUUUCGCGGUCGGGGCUUGUCUCGCUCAGGUGUCGGAUGGAGGGAAGGAGGGGCCUGUCGCGUUCGCCAGCCACAAAUUCUCUCCCACUCAGUCGCGCUGGGCAACUAUCGAGAAGGAGGCGUUCGCCGUUAUAUGGGCGUUACAGAAGUUUGACAAUUGGCUGUUUGGGGCCCAAGUCAACGUGGUGUCCGACCAUAACCCGCUUUCCUACUUGACCGCCAGCACUCCGAAAAGCGCCAAGCUGAUCAGGUGGUCGCUGGCAUUGCAGCGCUACCAAGUGACAGUAACUCACAGGAAGGGAAGCGAACACGUAAAUGCAGACGCGCUCUCCAGGUUGCCCAACAACUGUUGGAGCGAUAAAUAA